Molecule: messenger RNA, 1386 nt
Organism: Varanus komodoensis (Komodo dragon)
Lineage: Eukaryota; Metazoa; Chordata; Lepidosauria; Squamata; Varanidae
Gene: ELP5
Product: elongator acetyltransferase complex subunit 5
Exons: 8
Coding region: 4-939 (311 amino acids)
Biological process (GO): tRNA wobble uridine modification
Cellular component (GO): cytosol; nucleus; elongator holoenzyme complex
Molecular function (GO): tRNA binding
Source: RefSeq, a predicted model, not a curated record
GGGAUGCUGGCCGAGCUGGCGGCCGGGCGGGCCGAGGGGCUCGUCCUGCUGCAGGACUCCGUCCGCUGCGAGGGGCGCACCUUGCUCAAGAGCUUCGCAGCCGCUUCGGCGCAACGGGGUGAAUCUGUUCACGUCCUCAGCUUCGAAGUCCCAGAGAAAGAAUUCAAGGCUGGAUUUGGCCCCGAAGUGGCCUCCUGGAUAUGGUUCCACGACGCUUUCCGGGAUCCCCUCGGCUGGGCAGGAGAGGACGGCUGCUUAACGGUGGAAGACUUCUCAGCACCGGGACUGGCAUCACGCCUAGCCCUGGCAUCGCAGGGACCCGCGACAGUCCUGCUGGACUCGCUGAGCUGGCUGCUGCUCCGCCUGCCCUUCCCCGGCGUGUGCCGGGUCCUCGCACAGCUGCCCCGGAGCGCCAGUGCCGCUGGCCUGCAGGUCAACGCGCUUGUGGCUCUUCUGCACGGGGACUUACACCAGCCGGGAGAGCUCGCAGCCCUGCGUGCGCUGGCCCACGUGGCCGUGGCCGUGGAGCCGGCCCCGGGGACUGUCCCGGGCGGGGACGGCGCCCCACGCGUGGCUGAGACGCUGCACAGGAAGAGGGGAGGCAAGGUGGCCCGGAAGAAAGAAUACAUCACACUCCUCCCUGGUUUUAUCCUGAAGCACCUUGGCGAGCCACGACCGGAUGGCUUUUCCAGAGAGGGAGGCCUGGAGGAUGACGAAGCCCCUGCAAGGGCCGACCCAACAGCCAACUUAACCUUCAAUCUGCGGCUGUCGGAGGCUGAGCGCCGGGCAAAGGAGUCGGUGCCGCUUCCAUACCACUUCAGUGAGGAAAAAAAGUCGUCUCUGCUCCGGACGCCAAGCAGCCAGGGCACGAUCUUUUAUGAGCCAGAUGCCAGUGAUGACAUUGAUGACGAGGAUCCAGACGAUGACCUGGACGUGUGAGAGAGACGGAGAGAGAAACUGGGAGCCUGGCUUGCUUCCCACAGAGGAGGCACCCCUGUCCGGGCCGCGGCCUGCUCCCAAAGGGAGAGCUGCAAAACCGCCGGAGCAGGAACUUUCCGCCGCCUUCCGCCUGCUGUCUUGCCGGCAUCUCCCAGCAGCGCUUCUGCUUUGGGCCUCCCUCCCUGGAGGGGAAGGAACGGAUCUGCUGCCUCGGACGAGACGCGCACCUCAGAUUUGAACGAACGCUGCCCAGAUCAGCCUUCCCCAGGUUGGGGCCCUCCAGAUGUCCUGGGCGACCACUCCCAGAAUCCCCCAACCAGCAGAGACUAUGGCUUCCGCUACACGCUGCCCCCUGCACUGUUGCGGGCCCCAGGACUGGUUUUUAUCUCAGCAUGGACACAACCGUGCUCUGGAGAUUGUUGCUAAUAAUAAACCCUUCCAUUUGUA